UUUGCUUCAGUUAGCCAUGUUCGGUUUUAUUUCCAGGAUGCAAACAAGCUAGCUACGCUACUCUGGCGUGUGGUUAACUUUUCUUAGUAGCAAGGGAGUACAGUUGGGUGAACCGUUUUGUUGAUGGCUAGUUUUUUAACAACAUGCAUUCCGAAUAGAUUAUUUUACGUUACAGUUGGUAAUAACGUUACGCCACAACUCAUCUUCGUACUAGUACGGUCUGCUCAAUGAGGAGUGGAGGGUUAACGUAACGUUAAGCUAGCUAGCUGGGUGCAGGGUUAACGUAACGUUAUAAAAGUGUUUUGUACUACGAGAAAAUCAAAGAAGCGUCCGAGCGGUGCCGGAAGGGUUGUGAUUGUCCAUCGGAUGUCAUGGAGAACUCUAAGGAGGACUACAAGAUCCAGUCCUUCGACCUGGAGACCCAGAACCUUCUGAAGACCGCACUGAAAGAGCCCAGCUCGGUGGAUCUGGAGAAGGUGUCUGAUGUCAUUGUGGACCAAUCCCUGAAGGACCAGGUGUUCAGUAAAGAGGCCGGCCGCAUCUGCUACACCAUAGUCCAGGCCGAGGCCAAGGUGAACAACGGCAGUGUGUUCCGUCGGAACCUCCUGAACCGCCUGCAGCAGGAGUUCAAGGCCCGAGAGGAGACCAGGUGCCGCUCGCUGCAGGAGUGGGUGUGCUUCGUCACCUUCAUCUGCAACAUCUUCGACUACCUCAAGGUGAACAACAUGCCCAUGAUGGCGCUGGUGCACCCCGUUUACGACUGCCUGUUCCGCCUGGCGCAGGCCGACUCUCUGCAGAACGAGGAGGAGGUGGACUGCCUGGUGCUGCAGCUCCACCGCAUCGGCGACCAGCUGGAGAAGAUGAACGUGCAGCGCAUGGACGAGCUCUUCUUCCUGCUGCGUGACGGCUUCCUGCUCCAGGAGGCCCUGGGCUCCAUGGCGCGGCUGCUCCUGCUGGAGAUCCUGGAGUUCAGGGCCGGGGGCUGGCAGCUCAGCGACACGGCACAGAAGUACUACUACAGCGAGCUGGCCGACUGAGGGGGGGGGCGGGCACGGCCAGGCCCCGCCCGAUGGCUAAUGGGGCUAAAUAUCGGGUACGUCCAAAUACAAAUGAAUCCUCCUUUACUUCACUCGACGACGACUCCUAUUCGGAAGUAUGAGAAGAGGCGACGAGUGCAGGAAAGGAGGAUACUUUUUUUUUUUUUUGUAAGUAUUGGGACAUACCCAAUAUUUAGCUGUAUUUAGAGCAGGGGUGUCCAGUCUUAUCUGAAAAGGGCCGGUGUGGAUGCAGGUUCUUGUUUUGGCUCGGUACUAAAAAUACAAUGUACGAUUCUGCGCAUCGAAGACGAUUAGUUUGAUGGUCAAAUCGUAGUGUCGUAGUGCUGGGUCAAAAGAAACGUGGCCCUUAUUUAGGUUAAGAUCGCACACCCCUGGGUCUGAGGACAGGAGUGCUGUGGUGUGCAGCUCAGAGCUGGGUGAAUUGCAGUAGGUUUAAAUGGAGAGUAGGAGGGGUGUGACUUUGGACAGUACCCACGUGUUGGUGCAGGGGACCGAGGCUAGCGUGGAGCUUUGGGGUUCUUUGAAGUAGAAUUUGAGUUGUGUGCAGGAGUUUCUGUCAUUUGUGGGAUUUUGCCAAUUGGUUUAGAAGCAUGAAUGUGUGAAAGCUCUCCACAUCCUGGGAUUACAUUCCCCCCCUAAUGACAGGGGCGACAAAAAAGAAAACUAACUUUAAUUUAUAAAAAUAGUUUUAAAUGUGAGAAGAAAGCACAUGCAGUUUAACGAAGUGAUGAUUGGAUUGGAUUGUGCUGACUUAAUGUCUGUCCAGUUUAUAUUCUAAGAUCCUUAUUCCCAGAGGCACUACAGGAACAUGAGUUCAAGAAACAUUGAGACAGACAUUCAUUCAUUCAUUUUGUUCAAGGGACACAGACCAAACCAUAGCUAUUCCAUUUGAGAUUUGAGUACAGCCAAAUAUUUUGUAGUGUUUUUUAUUUUUUAUUGUGUAGAGGCAAUAUUGGGCCAGGGUUAUGCUUCGCAAAAUCAAAUGGUGAAAUUUGAUUCCAAUUUCACUUUGUUAGAUGUUGGAAUGUGCACUGGUACUCCUAUUUUGAGGCUGUAUAUUUCAUUAUAGCACUAUGUAGAGGGGUGUUUGUUGCUAUUUUUUUCUUCUUUAUAUUUAAUUUUUGGAAUUGUCAGUUGACUUCAUCUUAUAUUGUGAUGUUCCAGCCUCUGCACAGAGCUUGAAGUCAUUAGCACCUGAAAGCUGGACUGUUGUGUUACAGAGAAUGGGCAAUAACCUAAUCAGCUUUGAUAUGUUGAAGAAUGCACUCGGCUGACAUGCUCCAUUAUUUAUUUGUGCCGUUUCAAAAAUAUGUUCUCAAAAAAUAUGUUCACCAGCCAGCAGUGGUGUUUCCACGACAGGUGUUAUCAAGAUGGAAAGUCCCCAGACGCGCGUUCAAGACCGCAAAAGUUAGCUAACGUUCGCCAACACAUUAAAACCGUUUUCUGUUCACCAUUAACGUUAGCUAAUAGUUUGAAAAGGUAGUGUCGGCGAACGAAAAUGGGUGUUAUUAGGUAAAACGCCGAGAGAACAAAAGUGGACUGUAAUACUAUACUUUAAUCAAUGUAAUAUUUGUUCUUACCUAAUCACAAGUAAGCAAUGAAUCAGCUAGCUGGCAUUGUUAGACCGAAGUCACAUCAAUUUGUAUUUGGUGGCGAAUUUAAUGGAAUGUUUAUUUUAAAUCGUAACUUCUUGUAACGUUUGCGGUCUUGAACGCACGUCAGGGUUGUACCCUGAAAUUUCUAUAAUGUAUAGCAAAUGGGUAUACUAUUAUACAGAACCAAGAAAAAACAGCUUAUUUGAACACGAUCCUUUAUUUGAGCGUUAAGAGGAAUUUAUUUCCGCAGGUGGCUCCUCCACGGUCCGACUAUUUCACUGGUGCUAGGAAUAGAGAAACGUUAUUUUCCUUCAACAUGUUUUAAAUACUGGUCUACAUAAUCAGGAUAUGUAAAUAUAUUUACACGACUCCUGAUGAAGAUUAUCGGGAGUGUCUUUCCGGACACCGAUGAGGUACCAUGCAGAAGCACUUAGCGUAGCUGUGCGAUUGCUGUGUUUCUUUGAAGUGUAAACGUGACGUUAACUGCUUCAUGUCUGUGUGUCCAUCGGUCUUCUGAACGAGGUGUGCAGUGCAUGAAAGCUCUCAGCUGGGGCCAUACACGAAGAUCUAUGAUCAGAUUUAACCGAAUGUAUAUUUCGCUCACAAUUCCGAGACACUGUUAUUGCAAUUCAUGGGGAAACCUUUUUGGGGUUUUUUUUUUAGUUGUGCAUACUAACACAGGAUAGUUGAAGAUACAUACUACCGCAGGACUGCUGCUGCGGGUGGUGGUAACUGCCUUUGUCUCUCUAAAGGAACGGCAACACUGAAUAGUUUUUAUUUUUUAUCUGCUUCACUCACAAAAUCUGUUACACAGCUGUGUGGAGAUCAGGUUUAUAAACUUUGUGUUCAAGCAAAGGAGCCGUCUGACGUACGGAAUCUGAAUACGGACGCCUGCCUGACUUGUCUUCCAUUCAGAACAGUGAUUAAAAGCACAGAAAAACAUUGGGCAAAGUGACCAAUGAAUAAAGGUGUUUGUGGUGUGGAUUGGGGAUGGUCAGAGGGGAAAAAACAAAAAACUAAGCUUUUUGUCAGGUUAUUAAAUAUGGGAAGCCUUUCUUCCCACUGUUUUUGUACUGCUGAAUUUCUACAAAUUCCUGUUUGAAACUGAAUUGUUCAAAUAAAUUGUUUUGAACUGCC
Molecule: messenger RNA, 3790 nt
Organism: Conger conger (European conger)
Lineage: Eukaryota; Metazoa; Chordata; Actinopteri; Anguilliformes; Congridae
Gene: mif4gdb
Product: MIF4G domain containing b
Exons: 6
Coding region: 372-1037 (221 amino acids)
Biological process (GO): regulation of translational initiation
Cellular component (GO): cytosol
Molecular function (GO): RNA binding; translation activator activity; protein binding
Source: RefSeq, a predicted model, not a curated record